AGGAUCAGACCUCCGCUGCCAAAUCUCGACGUGAGCCGCCAAGCAAGCGAAAGGGCGUCAUGGGUGACUUUCUUGGCGAAUUGCAGAAAGAGCAGGCCCAAAGAGAAGAGCGAUACAAAGACAAGAUUGCAGAAGGCAAAUCAGUCUCCUCUAUCCUUGCUCUUGAGGGACAGAAAGUCGGCUCUCGAGAUUCAGGCGAUCCUCUGACCACUAAUGUCUGCGCUUUGAAUUUGCCGGCCAACAUCUCUGAGAAGGCCUUGGGUGACUUCUUCUCCCAAUGGGGAGACAUAGGUACCGUCAAGAUUAUGUGGCCUCGAGGCGAUGACGUGCACGGGGGUGCCGGAGGUGGUAUCACUUCGCUGCGUAAUACUCGUUCCGCUGGUCUGACUGGUUUUGUGUGCUUCAUGGAGCGGGCAGACGCAGAAUUUGCCUGUCGGGAAGCGGACGGCAUCACGUGGGGCGGAUGUAUCCUCCGAACGAGCUGGGGUAAAGCUAUGCCGAAGCCCCCCAGACCUUACUACGUGCGACCGAAAGGCGCCGAAAAGCGACAUCGGUCGCAAUCUGCUUCACCUCAGCCGUCAUGGGCAAAGAAGCGGUCAUCGGCAUCGCCUUCGUCCCGAAAACAUCGGCGGAUGGCUCGCAGCCCAUCACCUCGGACUCAAGUGGAACAGCGUCUUGAGGGCAGCGAAGAUCAAACAGUCAUCCAGAGCGUCGCAGCCCGAGUCAAAGAGUACGGUCCUUCUUUCGAAAGUAUGGUCAGGGAGAAAGAGUGGGAUAACCCAAAAUACGCCUGGCUCAGGGACGACGAGUCGAUGGAAGCACAGUACUACCAGACUCUUCUGAAUCCUCGCUAUGUUCCCGAGCUUCCAGCUAAAGCCUUCGAAGACGAUGGCAACGCGUCUCUGUAUGACAGCGACAGUGGAGAAGAUUCUGAAGCAGAGCGCUUGCGCAAGCAGCGGAAGACGGACGUGCUGGGAAAGGCAACACGACGGCGAUUCGAAGCUAUGCUGAGGGGGAUCACGCUACGCAGAGAGCGGAUCGCAGGGGUGAUGCUCUUCGCGCUCGAGCACGCGCAUGCAGCGGACACGAUAAGCGACAUUCUAAUGCAAUCCUUGCUCAUUCCAUCGACGCCUGUACCGCGCAAAGUAGCGCGGCUGUAUGUCGUCUCGGACAUCCUACACAAUUCAGCUGCACCAUUACCGAAUGCCUGGAGAUACCGAUCAGCCUUUGAGGCACGCAUCGGUGCCAUCUUCUCUCACUUUGGCGACGUCGCCAAGUCCUUUCCCGGGCUGAUGAAGCAGGAAGGGUUCAAGACGCAGCUCAGGGCCCUGCUCGAGGUCUGGGACUCUUGGAUGGUCUUCCCCCCUGCUACCCUCGAGGAGUUGAGCAUCGGGCUGGAGCGAGGGAGCAAAGGGGCAGGAGAAGUGGAGGCUGCAGCAAGUGGGCAAGAUGGGGCUCAGGGGAAAGUGGCAGGGCAUGGGGCGGACGACGACGACGAAGACGGUGCCGAAGCUGAUGUCGACGGUGAGGAGCUCGGCGACCAAGAGGAUCAUGCACGCCAACCUGCAGACAUUGAGGAAGACGAGGACGUCGAUGGAGAAGCACUCUGAGCCCCUUUGCUUUCGAGGAGACUGUCUGUACCUGGUUCGUCGGUCAUGUAUGUUCCCCAUAUCUUGCCUCCCUCCAUCCAUGCAUGACCAAGUGUCAUUCUUCCUUGAUUGACAAUUGACCCAAUCGG
Molecule: messenger RNA, 1738 nt
Organism: Microstroma glucosiphilum
Lineage: Eukaryota; Fungi; Basidiomycota; Exobasidiomycetes; Microstromatales; Microstromataceae
Exons: 7
Coding region: 60-1610 (516 amino acids)
Biological process (GO): RNA processing
Cellular component (GO): nucleus
Molecular function (GO): RNA binding
Source: RefSeq, a predicted model, not a curated record